Pelobates cultripes (western spadefoot toad) is the source of this 10158-nucleotide messenger RNA. NCBI's taxonomy places the organism in Eukaryota, Metazoa, Chordata, Amphibia, Anura, Pelobatidae. The record is from the annotation of a GenBank genome assembly.
CUGGCACUCGGCGUGACGUCAUUUCCGCUCCGGGCCUGCCAGCUGAGAACCGGAGGGACCUCGGACGGUGAGUAACCGGAAGUAACGGCGGCCGGAGAUCCCGGACUCUCAGCGCUAAACACGUUAACCCUUUCAUAGCGGCUGUACUGAGAGCGAGACCUGUGUGUGCUGGCAGGGAAUGGGCCCCCAGGGGCCACUGUGUCUAACAUUCCCCCCCCAGCCUGCCUGAGUGUGAGUGAGCUCAGUGUUUAUAUCUCAUAGUGUGAGUGAGCUCAGUGUUUAUAUCUCAUAGUGUGAGUGAGCUCAGUGUUUAUAUCUCUGAGUGUGAGUGAGCUCAGUGUUAUAUCUCUGAGUGUGAGUGAGCUCAGUGUUUAUAUCUCUGAGUGUGAGUGAGCUCAGUGUUAUAUCUCUGAGUGUGAGUGAGCUCAGUGUUUAUAUCUCUGAGUGUGAGUGAGCUCAUCCAUAUUUAUAUCUUAGUGUGAGUGAGCUCAUCAAUGUUUAUAUCUCAUAGUGUGAGUGAGCUCAGUGUUAUAUCUCAUAGUGUGAGUGAGCUCAGUGUUAUAUCUCAUAGUGUGAGUGAGCUCAGUGUUAUAUCUCAUAGUGUGAGUGAGCUCAGUGUUAUAUCUCAUAGUGUGAGUGUGAGUGAGCUCAGUGUUAUAUCUCAUAGUGUGAGUGUGAGUGAGCUCAGUGUUAUAUCUCAUAGUGUGAGUGUGUGUGAGCUCAAUGUUUAUAUCUCAUAGAGUGAGCUCAUCAAUGUUUAUGUCAUAGUGAGUGUGAGUGAGCUCAGUGUUUAUAUCUCAUAGUGUGACUGAGCUCAGUGUUUAUUUCCCAGUGUGAGUGAGCUCAUCAAUGUUUAUAUCUCAUAGUGUGAGUGAGCUCAUCAAUGUUUAUAUCUCAUAGUGUGAGUGAGCUCAUCAAUGUUUAUAUCUCAUAAUGUGAGUGAGCUCAUCAAUGUUUAUAUCUCAUAAUGUGAGUGAGCUCAUCAAUGUUUAUAUCUCAUAGUGUGAGUGAGCUCAUUAAUGUGUAAAUCUCAUAGUGUGAGUGAGCUCAUCAAUGUUUAUAUCUCAUAGUGUGAGUGAGCUCAUCAAUGUUUAUAUCUCAUAGUGUGAGUGAGCUCAUCAAUGUUUAUAUCUCAUAGUGUGAGUGAGCUCAUCAAUGUUUAUAUCUCAUAGUGUGAGUGAGCUCAUCAAUGUUUAUAUCUCGUAGUGUGAGUGAGCUCAUUAAUGUGUAAAUCUUAUCUAGUGUGACUAUGAGUAGUCUCACUUCCCAUCUAUGAUGAGUAUGAGUGGCUGGCUUCCUGAGAGACAUCUAGUUUUGCUUUCACAUUGGAUUUCCUGAGUGCGUUAUGUACUAUCUAGUGUGAAUACAGUGUAUCUCAUUCGGUAUGAGUGUAGUGACUGCCACUCUGUGUAUCUCAUUCGGUGUGAGUAUGAGUGUAGUGACGGUCCCUCUGUGUAUCUCAUUCAGUGUGAGUAUGAGUGUAGUGACGGUCCCUCUGUGUAUCUCAUUCAGUGUGAGUAUGAGUGUAGUGACGGUCACACUGUGUAUCUCAUUCAGUGUGAGUAUGAGUGUAGUGACGGUCCCUCUGUGUAUCUCAUUCAGUGUGAGUAUGAGUGUAGUGACGGUCACACUGUGUAUCUCAUUCAGUGUGAGUAUGAGUGUAGUGACGGUCACACUGUGUAUCUCAUUCAGUGUGAGUAUGAGUGUAGUGACGGUCACACUGUGUAUCUCAUUCAGUAUGCGUGUAGUGACGGUCACACUGUGUAUCUCAUUCAGUGUGAGUAUGAGUGUAGUGACGGUCACACUGUGUAUCUCAUUCAGUGUGAGUAUGAGUGUAGUGACGGUCACACUGUGUAUCUCAUUCGGUGUGAGUAUGAGUGUAGUGACGGUCACACUGUGUAUCUCAUUCGGUGUGAGUGUAGUGACGGUCACACUGUGUAUCUCACUCGUUGUGAGUAUGAGUGUAGUGACGGUCACACUGUGUAUCUCAUUCGGUGUGAGUGUAGUGACGGUGACACUGUGUAUCUCAUUCGGUGUGAGUAUGAGUGUAGUGACGGUGACACUGUGUAUCUCAUUCGGUGUGAGUAUGAGUGUAGUGACGGUCACACUGUGUAUCUCAUUCGGUGGGAGUGUAGUGACGGGUCACACUCGUGUAUCUCACCUCGCUGUGAAAGUAUGUGAGUGUAGUGACGGUCACACUGUGUAUCUCACUCGUUGUGAGUAUGAGUGUAGUGACGGUCACACUGUGUAUCUCAUUCGGUGUGAGUGUAGUGACGGUCAAACUGUGUUUCUCAUUCGUUGUGAGUAUGAGUGUAGUGACGGUCACACUGUGUUUCUCAUUCGGUGUGAGUAUGAGUGUAGUGACUGUCACACUGUGUAUCUCAUUCGGUGUGAGUAUGAGUGUAGUGACAGUCACACUGUGUAUCUCAUUCGGUGUGAGUAUGAGUGUAGUGACAGUCACACUGUGUAUCUCAUUCGGUGUGAGUAUGAGUGUAGUGACAGUCACACUGUGUAUCUCAUUCGGUGUGAGUAUGAGUGUAGUGACGGUCACACUGUGUAUCUCAUUCGGUGUGAGUGUAGUGACGGUCACACUGUGUAUCUCACUCGUUGUGAGUAUGAGUGUAGUGACGGUCACACUGUGUAUCUCUAUCUCUCGGUGAGUAUGAGUGUAGUGACGGUCACACUGUGUAUCUCAUUCGGUGUGAGUGUAGUGACGGUCAAACUGUGUUUCUCAUUCGUUGUGAGUAUGAGUGUAGUGACGGUCACACUGUGUUUCUCAUUCGGUGUGAGUAUGAGUGUAGUGACAGUCACACUGUGUAUCUCAUUCGGUGUGAGUAUGAGUGUAGUGACAGUCACACUGUGUAUCUCAUUCGGUGUGAGUAUGAGUGUAGUGACAGUCACACUGUGUAUCUCAUUCGGUGUGAGUAUGAGUGUAGUGACAGUCACACUGUGUAUCUCAUUCGGUGUGAGUAUGAGUGUAGUGACAGUCACACUGUGUAUCUCAUUCGGUGUGAGUAUGAGUGUAGUGACAGUCACACUGUGUAUCUCAUUCGGUGUGAGUAUGAGUGUAGUGACAGUCACACUGUGUAUCUCAUUCGGUGUGAGUAUGAGUGUAGUGACAAUCACACUGUGUAUCUCAUUCGGUGUGAGUAUGAGUGUAGUGACAGUCACACUGUGUAUCUCAUUCGGUGUGAGUAUGAGUGUAGUGAAGUUCAUGCUGUGUUCAUGUCAUAGCCUUCCUGUACAAUGUGUGAUUCUGCACUCCAGUCAAAACAUAAUUUAUGGGAAUUGGUUAAAGAACUCUGUUUCUUUCUUAUUUGUGCUAUUACGCAGGAAACCCAUAUCUUCUGCCGAUCAGACUGAUCUCACCCUUAAAUAGAGUCCAGAUAAAAGGCCAGGCCUUUCUGAUUGAGAUACAGAACCCUCAGACGCUCAUUUCUCUCCAGUGUAUCUGAUACCCUUCUAUGCACCAUGAUCGAGGGUUUCCGGUUUAUAGACUCUGGGCCCAAACAAGCUUUGUUUUAUUCCAUCUCCUUUGUUCCAUAUGUUAGCUUGGUGUGGUGUCUACUUACUAUCCCCUCUGCCGACGAUCGUACUUCGCUCCCAUUGUCUGUUGUUUGACGAGUCACCAGUAUUAUGUCAGAGUAGAAUUCCAUCCUCUGUUUAUUUAGGUGUAUUUGUUUUUCAUAAUUUUUAAUUAGGUUUUAGAAUGUACAUCCUGUUUCAAAAAAAGAAAUGCAAAGCCCAGCGCUCCCUCGGUCUGUGUGAUGUAUUUCCAGAUACACAUCAGCAGUAAGAGUUUUUAAACGAGUUCCCUGGUACUUACCAAGUCACGCAUCACGUUUAUAGUGCAAGUUAAAGAACAGGAGCAGCCAUACAGAUCAUGUUAUUCAGUAGUAGUAACCAUAGUGAUACAAUUAACAAAAGCAGUGGUGGGAUGCAGUUGCUAUGUUAUUUAAAUCAUAACAGUGAUUUUAACAAAGCCUACAUGGAAAAACAAACAAUCAAUAUAUGUAUCUUAGCCGCUAAAUUUAAGCAUUUUGGUUAAUGGGCCCUCUAUCCCCCUCCCACCCCUAUAAAGAUUACCUUAAACCUUUUUCCACCACUGAGACAGAAUCCACAUGGCAGUCCAAUCCUUCUCCUGUGACGUCAUCAACCUUGAUACCUAUUGUCCAGUCAAAUGGGGCAUCCAGUGCAUGCGUCCACCAAUCCAAUACUUUGUAUGAAAAGCAUCGAAACCGGUGCUUAUACACAAUGCCUUGCAUCAGAUUACCUUGCAUGCUGGCUGUCUCAUUAACGUGUGGAUAAAAUUCCAUGAGCAUUUAUGUGUGCCUGCAGGGUUUAGCUCAGGUGAUUCUCUCAGCCAAUGAGCCAAGUAAGAGGUCAAACCAUUCAAAACCGAUUUGACUAUUUACAGUGGUGGUGUAGGGGGAGGGAGCCAGGUACUCAUUGCACCAUAUCCACAAUUGCGAACUGUCGUAGUUAUGGUGCGAUGAGUAGUCUUUGGAAACUAUAGGGCUCCACUCCCUCCCCGAGGUGCAGAACAGGUUAAAAACCCCAUUAUGUGACUUACUGAGUCCAGCGCCAAAGUCCCUUUUAGCAAUGGUCCAGUUGGACUGGUUUGCAAAACAUAUCAAUAAAAAUAAUUUCAAUAAUAAUGUUCCAUUCUCUGUUUUGUGAAUAAACCCAAGGUGGGUAAAGUUUUGACAAAUCAGUGGUGAUGUGUACUCCCCAUUGUUCUAUUUGGUUUUCUCUCUGUGAUGUUUGAUAAAACAAGGAUGUGUACUGAUGCUCAUAGAAGCGUACUGAAUAAUUUGUAAGCAUUGCGUCAACAUGCAAAUACACACGUGUUAUAUUUGGAGGAAGGGUGAGAUUUAUUAAAGUUGUUUUUUUUUUUUUUUUUUUAUUUUAUUUUUGGUCUUUAAUCUGUUUGUAUUUAUUAGAUUGUUCUCAAAAUAUUUUUUUAAAAGCGUCAGUUUUUUACAGAUUGAUUUCCACCAUUUUUUUGCAGAAAUUAUUUUUUUUUUUUUAAGGAAAGACAGGCAAAUUCAACACAGAACCAUCAUGGCUCAGUUUUGGGAGUUUAGCUUAAAGAGAAUGUUUAUAUAAAAUUUGCCCAAUAUUUUGAAUACACUUAAUAAAUCAUGGUUUAAAUAAUAUACAAAAAUUAAGUUGAGUUUCUUAAAAAGAUUUUUAUAACAUUUAUUUUAAAAUAAAAAUGCUACUGAUAUUUGGAUGCCCAGAGAGAAUCUCCCAUUCAUUGUGAUCUGUGAUAUUAUAGCUCCUGUCUUUCAGAUGUUUAUAGGAGAAGUAGAUUGCACACAUCACAGGAUUAGUGGAACGGCUCUAUAAACCAAGAGUGCCCAUAUUGCAGUUGCUACAGAUUUAGAGACCGCUUAGUUUGCUAUUUAGUGAAUUGGGCAGCUGUUUGCAGAACUAUGGCCCGGUUCCCUGUCCGCUCACACUGCCCCCACAAAAUGGACAAAACUGACACACGGAGCUGGCACUGAUGGUUCAAGCUACAGCAUUGUGAGAAUUGUGUUUCCAGAACUUGAGAUCGCUAAUAUGCUGAUUUAUAGAAUAUUUGAUUAAUAUACUGCAGUCGUGUUUUACAGAGGCCGUUUCUCUCUCAAUCUCAUACUCGGCCAUGUAUUUCAUCAUGUGUUGAUGGGGAGCUAAUUACAGUUUGUGAUUCCUUGGUUUCUGGUUCUUCCUGUAUGACGUUUCACCACGCUCUUUCUACUUGUUCCAGCACGUUGAAUAAAGGGACCCACAUUUCCAGACAGAUUGCUGACGGCUCCGAGAUGAAUAGGUGAAUUUAUGAGAGAUGUUAAAUUCCAAGUCUCUAUCUGGUGACCCUUAUGGGAUGUCUUGUAGCGUUUGUCAUUGUAGUUGAGAAUAUGAUUCUGAUAUAUGUAGUCGCUGACCCGUUACUUUAUUUUUUUAGCUCCUCAGGUCCACGUGUAGUGUAUAACGGCAAGCGACCUACAAGCAGCACGCGCUCUCCAAGCAGUAGUGAGAUAUUCACGCCAGCCCACGAGGAAAAUGUGCGCUUUAUAUACGAAGGUUGGACUUUCAUUGUUUUAUUUAAUUCUAGGGGAAGAGUGUACUCCGUGCAUGAUAGAGAGUAUUAUAGGCUCAGUGUGGGAAACUAACACAUAAGGGAGAAUACUUCAUCUGUUUCUGGAGCCCAUGGCCUGAGACCAGGACGACACGGUUACAAACAUGGAUUCCUAGUGGUAUAGUGACCUGUAGCAGGUUAGUAGAUACCUCCCCUGUGCAUGAAAGGUAGAUUUACUUACUUUUUAUUACUCAUCGCACUGCUCUCCAUGGCCGCUUCACAAUUAUAGCUGAGAUAAUCAAUUCUGAUGAGCUCAGCCAAUCCAGUGCUUCCCCAUAGAGAAGCAUUAAGAGUCUAGGUCACAUGUGCUGUGGUGAAGAUUAAUAGCUAUACAGAAAGGGUAGUAGUUACUUGGAAUAGCCUUCCAGUGCACAUUGUACUUGCACAAAGCAGACUUGGGGUGUGCAUAGAGGAGUCCCGAAGAAGAAAUAAGCAAACUUAAUGUUAAGUAAUCCCUCUGCCCUGCACAUGGGGAGAUUGAAAAGCAUGAAGCUAAUCCAUUUCUUUCAUACCUAUCACGGGUGUUGGGGUUCCUUACAUAUUACUAAAUAUCUUUCCAUACAUAUAAUGUGUGUAUACAUUAACCCUUGUUCUCAGUCACCCUCGCUUUCAUUUUGUCUGGCGGUCUAUCUAAACACUUUAAUGUUAUCUUGAUAAAAGUCCUAUAUGGGGCUGAAAUACCGCUCUGUAUGGAAAUUGCACUUGCUUGCUUCUAUGGAAUAAUGCCCAAAAUUGAGAUUUUUUUAUUCCCAACAGCUUGGCAAUGUGUGGAGAGAGAUCUGAGGAACCAGGUUUCUGGUAUGGAUCGAGGGCUGGUGGAGGAAUAUGUAGAGAAAACCCCAAGUAAUGCUCUGAAAUGUAAGUAUUUUAAGCUAAAAUUGGAAGCUGGGUAUCAGGGAACGACCGAGACAAAAUCUCUCAGGAAUAUAUCCUCUUAAAGGAACACUACAGUAAUGGAACACAUAUUUAGUCUGUGGAGUUUAAAGAUGCUAAACUUACCUUUUCUUAUUUGUUGUGCCAGGUGUUGCUAGGCAACAAUGUAAACACUGCUUACUCUGAAAAGGUAGCAUUAACAUUGCUCAGCCUGACACCAGAACUACUACGUUACGCUGUAUUGGUUCUGGUGACUAUACUGUCUCUUUAUUGAAGCAUGUCACCUUCUCAAAUACUGACCUUAAAUGGAGUCUUAACCCUUCUUGGUGUGACUUCUUUAAGCAGCUUCUCAGGGUGUAUGAACAAGCCUGUCAGCGCAGGAUAGAACGUUAUUAAAGGUUACUCCAACACUUUGUAAGACAUCAUUUUUUAUUUAUUUUUUACUUACAAUGUCCUAUUGGACUUUAAUAAGUAGCGCUUCCCCACAAUACUUCACGCUUACCUGGAAUCCUGCACUGGAUGAAGCUCCCAGCAUUUAGGCUGAAACGCUAAUAAAGUGGUCAUGGUGAUUGGAGUAAGCCUGUAAAAGGUACAGGACUUUUUAUAUAACAUAUGGUAUACAAUUCCCUUACAUAACCAAAACAAAUAUUUUGCUAAACCGUAAAUUUUAACCUAUAUUUUACCAUCAAUCUUUCUCCUGCCACUGUCUACUUUCUUUUAUUUUUUUUCUUCUCAUAAAUUAUUUGUCAGUAAUCCACUAAUCCACUUGGGUUUAUUAGGAUAGAGUUAAUGUCUGUCGGCAUAGUUUAUCUAUACCUGCACAUUAACCCAAAGCUCAGAACCAGCAGCGCUAAAUACAUUAAAAACGAAAUAGUUCAGACUUUAUUUUCCAAUACCUGAUGUGAUAGGGAACAUAUGGACAUUAUUCUGAAUUGGAACAAACCCACAUCAAUGUCAAAGUUAGUAUGUUGUUGAUUAGUUACAAAGCGAGGUGGGAAUAGACUCUCCUUAUUUUAUAGUUAUAGUCUUAUUUCAUUGGGGAAUAUUUAACGCAGUGGGCCACAGCUGCUUUGCAUAAUGUGUGCAUUUUGGUCAAAAUCGUUGAACUCUGCUGGCAGCUUCUCAUUAAAUAGGAAUUCUUCCCAUCACUGGCAGCUAAAUAAAACUAGGUUCUGUAGCGUGAUGUUCAGUAAUGUAAAUCUCCGCAUGUUGAUCAGUAUGUGCGCACCAUCUACUGCAUUACGCUAUUGCUUUAUUCUUUUUUUUAAUUUUAAUAAGGGCAGGUUUGUUCAUUCUGUGAGAGUGUCUGUAUGAUAUAAUCUAACGCUAGCUCUUUUUCUCUCUGUAACAGCCUUUAAACCUGUUGAUCUGAACGAUUUGAAGAGGAGAAACACACAAGACCCCAAGAAAUCGUAACCUGACCACGUGACAUUUCAGUUUGGACGCACUUUUAUUUUCCUCCAUUUCGGUUCCUAAUUUCUGACAUAAAGAGGCUGCUCUUGAACUUUACGUUGUGGACUAAGCAGAGUUGUCCUGAAACGGGAUCUUCAACUGCCCCCAUACCUUAUGAGCCUGUCUGACCCACAUCUUUUGCGUCCUAUACCCACAUACUGACAGAUUACUGAACUUUUUAUUUCUUUUUAAUGGGAAGCUGAGUGUGCGGGCAGUAUAUGCAUUCUCACCUUGUGCUGCCACUCUGGAGUUUCAAGUGGAAUCGCUUAAAAUUACAGCUUGACAGGCUAUUAAAUUGUUCAUACUACUGUGUGGACCUGUGCACCUUCCUAAAGGCCCCGAAAGGGUAUAUUUGUACAAAUAACAUCUUUUACGUGUUGGAAGACACUAUUUUAUAUUGUGUGUGUAUUUGUACACUCAUUAAUAAUACAACUAUAUCACCAGUGUCAUAUCAGCCUUGUGAAAGCAGAGGAACACAAGGUAGAGUGGUGACAAGUGUAUCACAGCCCCCUUACCCCAAAGAGGAGUUUACCUGCUUGUGAGUGGAUGUACUUUACAUUUGAUGGUAGACAAGUCACUUAUUGCAGUGACAUAGUCCAUGAAAGGUGAGAAGUACAUUAAGUCAUUACAUAGAAAUCAGUUCACGAACUGUUUAAUAAAAAAGGCUUUGGCAGUCAUCUCCACCAACAUCCCUUAGUACUGCCAUGCCUUCAUAAGCCGCCCCACAUUUGACGUGCUUCUCGUAAGGGAGACCCCACAAUGUAAUGGUAAAUUGGCUGCAUCCCCCGACCUUCAAAUUUGUGGAUUUUAAACCUUGUUCAAAUCAAUCAAUGGAUAAACAUUUGUGCUAUUUUUUUGUCAAACAUUUAGCCCCACAGUCGCGAGUAGGAAAUUAUUUUAAUUAUUUAAAUGUUUAGUUAUGACCCCAUACACAGAUGACUUGUAGGGGAAUUGUCUUUUUUCCAAUGGCGAGAAUCCUGUUUUCCCUGAGCCAUUUUAUCCUACUGAAACAUACGGUAGAGGUAAACAUAUAGCGCUGGCAUCGUCGGAGGUGUAAACACCGCUUUUUUACUUCAUUUAUCUGCAUUACAAAGCGGACACACGUGUUGCUGUGACAUCCUUCCAUUGAUGGCGUGUACACAUCUGCUCCUUGACCGUAUCAUGAGAUACGUUUACUUUGUAUACCAGGCUGUACAUGGGCAGCCUGGCGCACAAUGUAACAUUAAACUAAAAGUAAAGUAGCAAAAAAAUUAAAGCACAAAUCCUGGUUAACUUUUAACUUGUGCAAAUAAAUGAAAGGCUCACAGAUAAACACCAGUGUGCAGGCACAUUUAUAGAUAGCAUAAAGGCUAAAUAGGGUAAAAUGAAAUAGAGAAAAAAAGAUCUAUGCAUUGGGUAGUUGUUUCAUAUGACUGGUGCAGUUUAAUUGGCAAGUGUGUGUUUUUUGUUCCCCUGGUUUUUUUUUUAUCUGUUACUCUGGAAUAUUCACAUUUGUUUUAAGUUAGCGCAGUAAAAUCUGUUGCACCUGGUUUGGGAACGUUUAUUUCUAUGUGAGCAGUAACAUAAUUCGAGAGUCAAUAUAAUCCUUGUACAAUACUUUAUACACCUGCAACAUCACAGCCCAUGGAACCUGCUGACUGCAGUACAAUAGACCAGCAGUCAGGGACCUGGAGCAGAACAGCAAACGGCUUCAGUGAAACCUUAACCUUGUG